This is a messenger RNA of Drosophila yakuba, 761 nucleotides long. RefSeq lists its product as uncharacterized. NCBI's taxonomy places the organism in Eukaryota, Metazoa, Arthropoda, Insecta, Diptera, Drosophilidae. The transcript has 2 exons. The record is from RefSeq and is a predicted model, not a curated record. The coding region runs from base 482 to 625 and encodes 47 amino acids.
UCGCCUGCAUGCACGAGUCGCGUCAGCAACGUCGAACUGAAAACAACGCGACUUUUGGCCCGGAAAAGUGAAAAGCCAAAAGGCGAAGCGCAAACGACGAAAUAUCACGCAUACGCCGCGUUGAACCGAAAAGAAUUGCAAGUGAAGUGAUAUGAAAAGAAACUAAGGGCAAAAAGAGUUUACGCCUUGGCUCGUUAGUAAAGUUUUUGCCUUUUUGGGCAGUUUACGAGCGGCUCAGCAUAAAUUGCUGGUUCCACAUAAUCCACAUCCACCGACACCGCCGCCACCUCCGCCUCCGUUGCCCAUUUCCCAUUCGCACGAGCGUAAUGAGGCAAUGAGACGCGGGGCAGCCGGAAAAGCAACAGCGGGAAACUCAGCCGAGGAGCCAUGACAUCUGGAGUCAGCCGGAGUCUGGAGCUUUGGCCUCUGCCCGAGUGAAGAGACACCCCCCCCGCCCCCCAGACCCCGCAAACCACCAGCGAUGCUGCGCGAUAUCUUUCUGUAUUUAGUUCUAAUCGUUUUAUUUUGCUUCAUUUUCAUGGCGCAGUUAAUCGUCAACGUUUACGCCUUCCAACGCCAGCCGUCGCCCCACAAAGCGGAGCGCAAUGAAAUUAUAUUUGUCUAGAAAGGAGACAAGCUCUCAAGACAAAAGGCACCGGGAAUAAUGCUUGUCGCACAAUGAAAACUCAUUCUAAUGAAGUAACUAACGAAUAUAUAAAAGUAUUAAAUAUAUCUAAGCAAAAUAUAACGCAUAAAGCAUA